Molecule: messenger RNA, 1625 nt
Organism: Musa acuminata subsp. malaccensis (wild Malaysian banana)
Lineage: Eukaryota; Viridiplantae; Streptophyta; Magnoliopsida; Zingiberales; Musaceae
Product: nuclear transcription factor Y subunit B-1
Biological process (GO): regulation of transcription by RNA polymerase II
Cellular component (GO): CCAAT-binding factor complex; nucleus
Molecular function (GO): DNA-binding transcription activator activity, RNA polymerase II-specific; protein heterodimerization activity; RNA polymerase II cis-regulatory region sequence-specific DNA binding
Source: RefSeq, a predicted model, not a curated record
CUCUUGAUCCCUAGUUGUUUUCGUGGUCUCCACACUCGUUCUUGGAAGAACCUUCGUUUCGUUCCAGCCUUUCCUCGAGCCUAACCUUCUUCCCCAACACCCCUCGCUAUCCUUUCCACUUUAAAGUGUCGAACCGGAAACUGGUUGGCAUGUCUCAGUAGUGGCCAGCUAUGGCUGCCUCAUUUUCCAUGCUUUUGGUGCAUCAGACAACUCGACCAACACCUCCCUCCUGCCCCCUACUUUGACCUCCGCCUCUUUUCAACCAUGAGUUCACCGCAGAACUCCAUGGUCAUCAGGGAGUCUGAGCUCUCACAGCAGCACAUGCACACGUGAUGGAACUACAGGCAUCGAAGCUUUGAGUGAAUCAAAGAUGAGAGGAAGAGAGAAAGGUAGGGGACCAACCUGGGCCUUGCAUCAUAAUGCUCAGUGGGAAGGGUAGAAUCAUUGGCUGCACAUCCACCAUGCUCCUGCAGAGCGAGGACACCAAUAAUGUGCGCUUCGGCCACGGCACGUGAGAGGCUCCUUCAUGUGUCCUUCCCCACAAUACAUGCAUCCGGAAUCUGAAAUGACCAAGGAGAAGCCUAACAGCUGAAUCUUUGAGGUCUCCUCCCUUGCCAUGGCGCUGCUCGACUCACUGUGUCCACCCACCCUCGAGGGCUAGCCAUGUACGUAUGUAUGUGUAUACGUACGUGUGUACGUGUAUGUUUCAACCUAUAUAGGAAUACUGAGAGGAGGAGGAGGAGGACGAGGAGGAGGAGGUGCCAAGGGGGGUACUCUUAGAUUCUACAGGAGAGUUCCCAGCAAGUUUGACCACUGUGGACAUGGCGGAUAACAUGGGUGGCAGCGUGGAGUCAGAUGGGCAUCAUAACUGCGCAGGCUCGGCUUCGGGGGACGGCGGAAUCAAGGAGCAGGACCGGCUGCUGCCCAUCGCCAACGUGGGGAGGAUCAUGAAGCAAAUCCUGCCCCCAAAUGCUAAGAUCUCCAAGGAAGCCAAGGAGACGAUGCAGGAGUGCGUGUCGGAGUUCAUCAGCUUCGUCACCGGCGAGGCCUCCGACAAGUGCCACAAGGAGAAGCGCAAGACCGUCAACGGCGACGACAUCUGCUGGGCCCUCAACACGCUGGGUUUCGACGACUAUGUCGAGCCCAUGAGGAGGUACCUACUCAAGUACCGGGAGAUGGAAGGAGAUAGGGCGGCCACCGGCGGUCACAGCAACAAAGCGACCGGCUCUGAUGCCGGAGAUCAGGACGCGGUGGGCGAGCAGCGCAGGAAUCAACCCUCCCCCGGUGCUCACUUGAUGUUCAACGCCAUGGAAACAAGUCAUAACCCUUCUGCAUCAAGGGGUUUCUAGAUCUCCUUCUUCAACGCUAACAAGGUUAGUACUUGGUGAUGAAUCACAGCCAGGCUAAGAGAAGGAUGACACCGGUUUGGUACAAGCUCAGAAACCCUGUGUUCUUGCUUUGCUUGUAAGAUUUGUGUUGACUACGAAACCCACAUCUUUACAUUUCAAGCAAAUUGAUUCUUGAACCCUCUCCAAGUCUUCUUAGAUUCCUCACACGAAACAGGGAGAGGGCAACUUCAAUUCUUGAAGACAUAAAAUGAUCACAUGGUUCCUAUGUUGUCACAA